CAUUCCUACUACUUACCUUCAAGUUCAUCUGAAGUAUCUCAAAAUCAAUGACUUCAAUCUUUCAUUUAUCUGAUUGGUCUUAUACCUUUCUCAUUUAUGCAGUCUGGGGUCUAAUUCCCUGGUCUUGGUAUUACACUUUAAAUCAUUCACUUAGGUUUUCUCUUCGUUUGCUUUUAUCCAAUAGACCAUUUGAUUUCACUUCAUUUCCUCAUCUUCAGUCACUAUUGAAAUUUCUUGCCCAAUCUAAAUCUAGACCCAGUUCACUUCUAUUCUCUUAUGCUUUACUUGAAGUUCUCUUUUCAAUUUAUUAUUGUUAUCAAGCUAAGCUAGCUCAGCGUAGGAUUUAUCAAGUCCAACAUUCUCCCGAGUUCCUUCGAUCCUGUAUUCUUAAGGUCGUAGGUAGUGGAAUUCCACCUGAUUUAGGUCAACAGCUCGAUGCAUCUUUUGCCGAAUCAAGCAACCAGCAGCGCACGCGACUUCAGCGUCCGGUAUCUCCCCAAACUUUGGCUCCGACCGUAGCCUUGGAUUUUCAUGAUCCUCAUGCUGUAGACUUCAGGUCACACGUAGUGAUUUGGUUUGGGAAAUGCGAAUGGGAAGAGAUCUGCCGUGAUAAUUUCAUGGAAUGGCUUGCAUGGUCACUUUUCAGUGUCCAUCAUCACGAAAUACGCGAUGCGGCUCAUCACGAGUUAAUCGCAUCUCUGCUUUCGGUUUUCGAAUUACGGGCGGGUGCCAAGCUUCCGCCGGGUUAUAAUUCACGCUUACGUCCUCGAGUCAUGCGUCUCACACUUGACCCUGUCAAAGUGACUUCUCAUCCCAUUGGAUUUUAUGCGGCUGUUCAAGGAUUAAGUUGGAUGGUCAAGCGAAUGUUGAUUAAAAAUGGCUUCACGGAAACACAAUGUACCCAUCGACCCGACGGCUUACGCUACUUGAUUCGGAAACCGGAUGGAUGGGAUCAGGCACCUGAAAAAACUCGAUCGGUGCCAUUCAUCUGCAUCCAUGGAUUGGGGGUUGGCUUUAUCCAAUAUGUCGCCUUCCUCCGCUAUCUUGCACAUUCACCCUGGGCUCGAUCGCGGCCCGUCAUGAUACCUAUCCAGCCCUCAAUUUCGUCAAGUUCCUUCUCGUCUCAACAUCUUUCCCCGCCAUCCAAGGAAGAGAUGACGUCAGAUAUGCGCGAAGUUUUUCGUAAGGAGGGAUUUGAGACAAGUGGGGCCGAUCUUUUCGGACAUUCGAACGGCACGAUCGUGGCAGCCUGGAUUAUCAAAUCCAUGCCUCAUCUCGUCAAACGAGUCUGCUUGGUCGAUCCAGUUUGUUUCUGUCUUUGGGAAGGGCACGUUUGUCAUAAUUUUCUUUAUGGGACCCCUCAGAACGGUCUUGAGCGAUUGAUGCGAUAUUACAUUGGCACCGAGCUAGGCGUGGCCAAAUACUUACAUCGUCAUUUCGAUUGGGUUGCCAAUAUACUGUGGCCAGCUGAGCUUCCAGACUUCAAGGAUGGCAACAGAUGUAGUGUUUUCCUAGCUGGUCGUGAUUCGGUACUAAACGCACCGCGUGUAAGAAAGUACCUUUUACAGAAUGGUAUGACAGAAGUUGGGACAGAGAAAGGGGAGCCAGGGCAGGCCGCAGCGGGUUUGGUGAUGGCCUGGGAUGCGGCUCAUGGGGAGAGCUUGAUUGAGGGUCAUUUUGAACGGAUCAAAAGUUGGCUUGAGCGUACAACAUGACAGAUAGUUGACGCAGAUUUCAUGUUAAAUAUAGAUAUUAGGAUCCUUGUGACACGGCGGGAGGUACAGUAAGCUAUACAGGUGUAAGCUAUGUCAUCCCAUCAAUGUUGUAAGGUAGCAGAAUCUUAGAGCUCGAAGUUUCCCAAAACCAUGUCCGGGACGUCGAUUCGGAGUCUUAUGAGUUUUCG
Melampsora larici-populina 98AG31 is the source of this 1903-nucleotide messenger RNA. RefSeq lists its product as uncharacterized. Bases 48 to 1715 code for a protein of 555 amino acids. The transcript is spliced from 7 exons. The record is from RefSeq and is a predicted model, not a curated record. Lineage: Eukaryota; Fungi; Basidiomycota; Pucciniomycetes; Pucciniales; Melampsoraceae.